AUGGUCACACCAACGCCGCAAGAACUUGGUUUUGAUGCCAGCUCGGAGAGCCAGAUGGAAGGCGACGAGCUGUGGGUCGUCUUCCUGCAAACGACGAAGAACGAAGUGGAGAGGAUGCUGCGGAGCAGUGGGAGCGCUAUGGGAAUGAACAUAGCCUAUAGCUCCGUUUUUGCUGCUGUGGUGGCAGCAUUCGCCGUGCCACGCUACACGAACCUUUCCUCGCAUUCCAGUCGCAUGGACACUGCCAUUACCGCGCUCUGGAUCCUCGCCAUCGUGUAUUCCCUGCUUUCGGCCCUACUUGGGAUGAUGGUGCUGGACUGGCUUGCGAAAGCCCAAGGCUCUGACGUUCUGCCCAAACUUCAGACCAUCGAGCGCUACGCCCAAAGAAAGUUAACCGUCUAUAGCGUCCUCAAGCGCUACCGGCUGGAUUGUAUCGGAUCGCUGAUACUUGGCUUCAUGCACUUAGCAGUGUGCCUAUUCUUCCUGGGCCUGUGUUUCGAUCUGUAUCCGCGGAACAGAUUCGUAUUCGUCAUCGUCGCGGCACACGCUGGAACGGCCUCCGUGGUCUAUCUUAUUAGCAGUGCCAUACCACUGCUCUACUCACAGUGGCCUUACUCGUCUCCCUUGACCUACGUUCUACGCGUGUUCUUCUGGGGCUUCUUGACGCUCGUAGCAUGCAUCCUGCUAUCGUGCAUAUUCAUCGUGCUUGCCGUGAGCAAAUGGAUUAGAGAGAGAUCCAUUCGCAUCCGAGACCUCGAUCCUCGCCUGCUCACAGGCUAUCUGGAUGACCCGGCGAACUCCGCUCGGGUGCUUAAAGCCAUCAUCGUCGGCAUUGUGCGCGGACGCUCUAGCAAGGAAAUAAAGAGAGACAUCGACGACGUACUUGCCCCGGCGCGCGGCACCAGAUUCAUAUCCGGCCAUAGGCUACAGUUUCUUCUUGAUCGCUUGAGGGCGGUGCUAUUGAAGACCCCCGCGAAUCUGCGCUAUGCUGCCCGCUGUCUGCUCAAUCUAGAGCUUGAAGGGGUUUGCGACUUCUUCAUCCAUAUGCGAAGCGACAGGAAGAGCAUGAAAAGUGUCGCCAAGGCUUGCGCACCUGACGUUGAGUCCAUCCGUGCUGCAGAAGGCAUUAUACGCUUGUUGCAGAUGAUCAUAUCGGCGGAGAAUGUACCAGACAGUCUCAUUCAAGCACGUACCAACCAGGCGGCCAGAUGGAGGUACAUGUCACCCAUCGUCUCCUCAUUUCCACUACUGGCGGCCCGAGUUGGAGAACUCAGUCAACAGGCACUCAAACAAAACGACGUGUCUCUGCAUGUAGCAGUUGCAAGUUUACGCUGGACGCUUAUUGUGGCAAUGAGUCGUGUUGAGACUCUGCCCAAUACGCCGCCCUCAAACGCCAUGGCCUGCAUCCGUGCUCUCCUCAACGCACUUGAUGAUGCUGAGGGUCUGCGACUGGAACGGUUGACCUCCAGUGACCAUAACAUGCAGGAGCUCCUCCACCCUGGCUCACCUGAUCCUCGGGUGGAGAUAGCUUCGCGUAACGCCUUCACACUCUUGCUCGCCAUUCGCCAAUGCAGGUGGAAGUCCAAUAUUUGGCACAAGCCCGAUGCGCACUAUAUUCCCAAGGAUUGGCCAGGAAUGUGGGACUGGAGCAAAUUCCUGCCAGAGACGGAUGGCACGAAUGCACCAUCAACUACUCUGACCGAAUUCUUGAAGCGCGAUAGACUUGGGGAACUGUUAUCGGAGGGAUCGGAAACAUCUGCUGCUGGACUUCCGCGACUCGAUCCAGUCGCCCUCAUCGCAUUGCGCGAUGUGGCAAAGCUUACGUCCAUCCCCGAUACAGCAUCAUCUGCUGUAUGGGAAUCCCUCAAUGAACAGACACCACAAGCAGGGCCUUCUAGUGAGGGUUCAUUGAGGUUGAAUGUGGAUGUGGAUGAGUCUGGCCCCCUCCUCCCUGGUUCCUUCAACAGACUGGCUAGCGAGGACAAUCUGUAUAGUGCCUGA
Molecule: messenger RNA, 2001 nt
Organism: Peniophora sp. CBMAI 1063
Lineage: Eukaryota; Fungi; Basidiomycota; Agaricomycetes; Russulales; Peniophoraceae
Source: the annotation of a GenBank genome assembly